Messenger RNA from Entelurus aequoreus (snake pipefish), 6667 nucleotides. It is a transcript of the gene rnf19b, whose product is annotated as ring finger protein 19B. Gene Ontology annotation, biological process: ubiquitin-dependent protein catabolic process; positive regulation of proteasomal ubiquitin-dependent protein catabolic process; protein polyubiquitination. Gene Ontology annotation, cellular component: cytoplasm; ubiquitin ligase complex. The transcript has 10 exons. Lineage: Eukaryota; Metazoa; Chordata; Actinopteri; Syngnathiformes; Syngnathidae. Gene Ontology annotation, molecular function: ubiquitin conjugating enzyme binding; zinc ion binding; ubiquitin protein ligase activity. The coding region runs from base 371 to 2557 and encodes 728 amino acids. The record is from RefSeq and is a predicted model, not a curated record.
GUGGAGGAAAGAAAAAAAGACAGGAAGGAGGCGAGAGGCUGGCUCAGCUGCGUAGCUCCAAACCGAAAGAUCUUCCCUGAGUGGCCGCUUUGGGGAGCUUGGAGCUCCGCAGGAGACGCGGGGAGAAAGUGGACCUUUUUCCGCAACGCGUCGUGGGAAGCCGAGCGGCAUGCAGAGUGAGGACGCUCCUCUCGACGAAGGAUUCCCUCAAGCGAAACCUGUGGAUUUAUUUUCGGGGGAGGCUUUUUGAAGACUCGCAGGCGGACGUGUUUUGCGACGGCGGACGUUGAAAGACUUGGGCUGUCAUCUCUUUUACUGAAAGGCGAACACAUCCCUGCCUGUUGGCAGACAGUCGGUCUCUCCUGGGAAGAUGGGUUCCGAAAAGGACUCGGAGUCGCCGCACUCCUCGCUGAGCGGCGUCCCCAACCCAAAGUGCCGCGCGGCGGGUAAACGCCAGCGUCGCAUCUCCUUCCAGAGCCUCUUCAACGGCAAGCGGGGCUCCCGGGGCACCAGGGGCCCCAAAGGGGGGGCCGCCACCACUACCCCUCUGUCCCACCAUCUCUACACGUCGCAGCAGCAGCAGCAGCUUCUACCGUCUGCCUUGAGCCCGCCGCCGGUUCCGGCCACACCCUCCACCACCACUGGAGCUCCCCAGGAAGGCGCCAGCAGUACCCCUCCCAGGGAACUCUCCUCCAGCCAGCCGUCCCUGAGCGGCGAGGCUCAGUCGGGGGAGGCCGACCUCCUGGAGUGCCCCCUGUGCCUGGUGCGCCAGCCCGCCGACCAGCUCCCCGAGCUGCUGGGCUGCAGCCACCGAUCCUGCCUGUGCUGCCUGCGCCAGUACCUCCGCAUCGAGAUCACAGAGAGCCGGGUCCAGCUCAGCUGCCCCGAGUGCGCCGAGCGCCUGGUGCCCCGGCAGGUGGCCGACAUCCUGGAUGACGCCGCCCUGCUGGACAAGUACGAGGAGUUCCUUUUGCGGCGCUGCCUCGCCUCCGAUCCCGACUGCAGAUGGUGUCCGGCGCCGGACUGCGGGUUCGCCGUCAUCGCCUCGGGCUGCGCCAGCUGUCCCCGGCUGGUGUGCCGCAGAGAGGGCUGCGGCGCCGAGUUCUGCUACCACUGCAAGCAGGCCUGGCACCCCAACCAGACCUGCGACUCGGCGCGCCAGCAGAGGGCGCAGUCCCUGCACACGCACAGCAACCACUCGCCCAGCUACACGCAAGAGCAGGGCGCCGCUGACGACAUCAAGCCGUGCCCCCGCUGCGGCGCCUACAUCAUCAAGAUGAACGACGGCAGCUGCAACCACAUGACGUGCGCCGUGUGCGGCUGCGAGUUCUGCUGGCUGUGCAUGAAGGAGAUCUCCGACCUGCAUUACCUCAGUCCGUCUGGCUGCACCUUCUGGGGCAAGAAGCCGUGGAGCAGGAAGAAGAAGAUCCUGUGGCAGCUCGGGACCCUCAUCGGCGCCCCGGUGGGCAUCACGCUCAUCGCGGGCAUCGCCGUCCCCGCCAUGGUCAUCGGCAUCCCGGUUUAUGUCGGCCGCAAGAUCCACGCUCACUACGAGCUGAAGAAAGCGUCUCGCCACAGGAGGAACUUGGCCAUCACGGCGGGCGUGGCCUUGUCCGUCCUUUCCGCUCCCGUCAUCGCGGCCGUCAGCGUGGGCAUCGGCGUGCCCAUCAUGCUGGCGUACGUUUACGGCGUGGUGCCCAUCUCUCUGUGCCGAGGCGGCGGCUGCGGCGUGAGCAGAGGGAAGGGGCGGGGCGUACGCAUUGACUUUGAUGAGGACGACGGACCAAUCACAGUGGCAGACGCGUGGCGAGCCCUCAAGUCGCCGAGCCUCGGCGAGAGCAGCCUGGACGGGGCGGUUAGCGGCCUGAGCACCACCUCGCCCAGCGAGGGCCUCUCUGUGGUCCCGGGGACCGUCGGGGACACGCCUCACUUUAACACCCUGGCCAGCGGCGCCCUGGGGACCCGCACCGGCAAGUACAGCAGGCUGGAGGUCCAGGCCGGCGAGCUGGCUAAAGAGUCCGCCCAGAAGGAGACGGGGAGCCUGGGGGCAGGAAGUGACUGUGCCAGCACCCGAGGGAUGGCCGGGUCCAUCAUCUCCUCCUACACGCUGCCUGACAGGGAAUGCACCAACCUGGAAAUCCAGGUGGACAUCGAGACCAAACCCAGCCAUCUCUGCCUGACCAGCGAGGAGGACCUGGCGCCGCCCGCCGGCUCCGUCGCCACGCCGGCCGCCUCGGCAGGGGAGGAGCCCCUGGACUGCAGCUCGAGAAGGGGCGGGGCUCUGUCCGGCUCCGCCCUGGAACUGUCCUGCGGCGGCUCCAUCCGGGAGGGCCUCCGAGACGUGACGCUGGCCCAGCCCGAGAGCAUCCGCAGCGACCUGGAGAUGUCGGACACGCAGUCGGACGACAUCGCCGAGCUGACCUCGGACGACUGCGACUCGCCCCGGCCCAAAGUCUGCGCGCCCUGCCAGCAGCGGCCCGCCUCCUGCCGAGCCCUGGGCCCCGCCACCGAAGGCCUUCACUGUCCCGCCGACGGCAACGUCAUCUUGUACGUGUGAGGAACGCAACCUCUACUCUUCUUUACUCUCAUUCGCUGCUUUUUGGCCUCCUGCAGACGCCAUCUUGUGUCUGUCUACCUGACAAGCUGGGGACAUUGUCAGAGUUCUACCUCUGAGAUUUAUAAGACUGUGUUUACUCGCCUGGCGCAACAUGCCUAAGCUACUUUAAAAAAAAAAAAAAAGAGAGGAGAGGCGACAGAUCACAUGACGCGAGAAUGAUGGCCUUUGCGUGCGUGGUGGGUCUUUUUCUACGGAGCUCAAUUCGUGCACUACAUUUGAAUUUCGUUUUUCAUCCAAUUAUGCCGACAAUUUCAUCACAUUUUCAUUCUCUCUAGUUUCAUAAUGUAAUUUAAUUUUCUGCAAGUGGUUCUUGAGUUUUGAGGCAACCAAUAUUUCUGCACUGAAUUUUGACUAAAUCAAACAAUUUCAUGAAAUGUAAAAAUUGUCAGCAAAAUCGGAGUGUUUAAAAAAUCACUUUGUUCAAAUUAAUUGUAUGAAAAUUCAGCGCAGAAAUAUUCUCUCUAAACCAGGGGUCCCCAAACGUUUUGACUCGGGGGCUGCAUUGGGUUAAAAAAUAAACCACAGGCUAUUUCAUCCCUUCAAGCCUGUUUCGCAGGUUCUUCAGGGAAACACCCCCUGAAUAUCUCCUUCUCACCCCGGUGGGGUGGUAUCUGUGUCGUCCUCCAGCUCGGGUCCUCUACCAGAGUCCUGGGAGUUUGAGGGUUCUGCUCAGUAUCUUGGCUGUUCCUAGGACUGCGCUCUUCUGGACUGAGGCUUCAGAUGUUGUUCCUUGGAUCUGUUUGAUUGAUUGAUUGAAACUUUUAUUAGUAGAUUGCACAGUGAAGUACAUAUUCCGUACAAUUGACCACUAAAUGGUAACACCCGAAUAAGUUUUUCAACUUGUUUAAGUCGGGGUCCACUGUUGGAGCCACUCUCCCAGUUUGAGCGCCCCCACUACCACGGGGACCACGCCAGCCUUGACCUUCCACAUCCGUUCCAGCUGCUCUUUCAACCCUUGGUACUUCUCAAAUUCUCAUGUUCCUUCUUCCUGAUAUUGGCGUCAGCUGGGAUUGCCACAUCCUAUCACCACCACCCUUUCCUGCUCUUUGUCCACCACCACUAUGUCUGGUUGGUUAGCCAGAAGCUGUUUGUCAGUCUGGAAGCUGAAGUCCCACAGAACCUUGGGUCUGUUGUUCUCAGCCACCUUCUGUGGUAUGGCCCAUUGGGAUUUGGGUACUUCUAUUCCAUACUGGUUGCAGAUGUUCCUGUAUACUAUCCCAGCCACUUGGUUGUGCCUCUCCAUGUACGCUGAUCCAGCUAGCAUCUUACAGCCUGCUACUAUGUGCUGGACUGUCUCAGGGGCUUCUUUGCACAGUCUACAUCUUGGGUCUGAUCUACUCUGGUAGAUCCUGGCCUCUAUGGCUUUUGUGCUUAUGGCCUGUUCUUGUGCUGCCAUGAUUAGUGCCUCUGUGCUGUCUGCCAGUCCUGCAUUUUCCAGCCACUGGUAGGAUUUCUUGAUAUCAGCCACUUCCUCUAUCUGACGGUGGUACGUGCCAUGUAGGGGCUUGUCCGUCCAGGUUGUCUGCUCCUCCUCCUCUGCACUCUCAUCAGGGUUCUGAUGCCUCAGAUAUUCACUUAGCAGUUCAUCCUUCGGGGCCAUUUUUUUCUAUGUAUUCUCGAAUUUUCCAUGUUUCAUCCUGGACUGUGGCCUUGACGCUCACUAGCCCUCGACCGCCGUCUUUUUGCUUAGUGUAUAGCCUCAGGGUGCUGGACUUGGGGUGGAACCCUCCGCGCAUGGUGAGGAGCUUUCUUGUCUUGAUAUCUGUGGCUUCUAUUUCCUCCUUUGGCCAGUUUAUGAUACCAGCGGGGUAUCUGAUGACUGGUAGUGCGUACAUGUUGAUGGCGAGGACUUUGUUCUUACCAUUCAGCUGACUUUUCAGGACCUGCCUUACUCUCUGGAGGUAUUUGGCUUUGGUUGACUUCCUUGUGGCCUCUUCAUGGUUUCCAUUAGCCUGUGGGAUGCCAUGGCACUUGUAGCUUUCUUGGAUAUCACCUAUGUUUCCCUCUGGUAGGUCAAUCCCCUCAGUCCCGAUCAUCUUGCCUCUCUUUAAGACCAUCCGGAUACACUUGUCCAAUCCGAAUGACAUCCCUAUGUCAUCGCUGUAGAUCCUGGUGGUGUGGAUCAGUGAGUCUAUUUCUCGCUGGCUCCUGGCAUACAGCUUGAUGUCAUCCAUGUAGAGCAGGUGGCUGAUUGUUGCCCCACUACAGAAUCGGUACUCGAAGCCGCUCUUCAUAAUGAUCUGACUGAAGGGGUUCAGGCCUAUGCGGAACAGCAAUGGUGAUAGCGCAUCUCCUUGGUAUAUGCCGCACUUGAUGUUGACUUGGGCAAUCGGCUUUGAAUUGGCCUCUAGGGUUGUCUUCCACAUUUCCAUCGAGUUCUGGAUGAAGGCCCUUAGGUUCCUGUUGAUCUUAUACAGUUCCAGACUUUCCAGUAUCCAUGUGUGCGGCAUUGAGUCGUAGGCUUUCUUGUAGUCAGUCCAGUCAGUGCACAGGUUGGUCUGUCUCUUCUUAUGUGGAAGACAACCCUAGAGGCCAAUUCAAAACCGAUUGCCCAUAUAUAUAUAUAUAUAUAUAGAGGUUAUUUCAUCCCUACAAGACCUGCUCUUCAGGGGAUUUUUCCCUGAAGAGCAGGGAAACCUGCGACACAAUCUUGUAGGGAUGAAAUAUGUUUGUUUGUUUUUUAACUUGAGUAUUUUGGACGCUGGCGGGCUGUAUCCAGCCCACUGGCCGUAGUUUGGGGACCCCUGCUCUAGACCCGGUAAAUGAAGUGAAAUUAAAAAUGUAACGAAAUUGUCUGCAUAAUUUAAUGUAACAAAAAAAUGUGGUAAAGACACAAAAUAACCUCCAUAUCUGUUUGCCGUGCGGGAGCUUUACAGGAUUGCGUGCAUGUUCAAGUUGACAGAAUAUAGGCGGGGGGGAGGACGUCAACAAAGCAAAACUAUCACUCGUUAGAAAGAAAGUAGGGGGACUAAUCAAUUCAGAAUCCAUUCUCGAUUCAAACCGAUUCCGAGUAUUUUAUGGUAAAAUAAUUAUACUGACACGUUUUCAAAAAAAGUUACAGGUAAGGAAAGCUUCUUCUGGUUGAUUGGAUAUGGCCUAAAAGUUUUUAUUUUUAUUUGAUUUUUAAAAAUUAUGACUCGAUUUAGAAUCGGGAUGAAUAACAAUCGCGAUUCAGAUGUGAAUUGAUUUUUUUCCCACUUCGGGAGAAAUGUCAACAUACUGUCGGGAAGAUUAAUGGACAUUUACAGCAUUUAUCAUACUUUCUCUUCGAAAAUGGAUCUGAUUGAAUUUUUUUUUUUUUAAUGCGCACUUAUGCACUUUACUUAAAUGUAUCUUUUUUUGGGGGGAGGGUGGGUCUCAUCAUCGUCAUCAUCAUCAUCAUCAUUUGCAUUUCAUUUGCAUACAACCAAAAACAAGUCUCACACCACGAUGCCUUUUGUGUUGGGAGUGUUUGGCUCCACAACAACAAUAAAAGUAGGAUAGGGAAUCCAUUUUUUGGAUCCGAUUGACACGUUUAUGAUGCUUUGAAUUGAUGUGGUUUUGGAGCCAAGCACUGCUCUUAAUCAUUCUCACCGGCCCGACUUGUUUCCGUCACCUCUGUGCUUGGCUUAGAAAAAACACAAAAACAAAAGGGGUUUCCUUUCAAUCUUAAUGGAAACCGUCUUCACGUCAACAGAAACUUGGUUGCCUUUUAUAGCCGCUUGUUUCCUUUGCUGCACUUGUCCCCCGCUUCUGCUUCUGCCUGCGACUAACCACUCGAAUGUCCCGUGGACUGGAAGGGUCUCCCCCGAGGACCCGUGUCCCUGGGGGUGGGGUGGCUCGGACGGAACGAGAGUGUCUAGAUAGCAAUAUAUGGUGUGACUCAGCGGUUUGCGUACUUCCGGUCACUGUCAAAAGCCUCGCCUCGUGUGAGGACUGUGAGUUACAAUUUGCUGGGAGGGGAAAUAAACACAAUCCGAUGUUUACCAAAGGUACGUGUCGUUAUUGCAAGUAGCACUACAUUCAAUAACGCAGUGUUUUUUAACCACUGGUGUGCCGUGGGAGAUCAUG